Messenger RNA from Blepharisma stoltei, 1983 nucleotides. NCBI's taxonomy places the organism in Eukaryota, Ciliophora, Heterotrichea, Heterotrichida, Blepharismidae. The record is from the annotation of a GenBank genome assembly.
AUGUCUAGUAUGAGAGGCUUGACUAUGUUUAUCUCUGACAUAAGGAACUGCCAGAGUAAAGAUCUAGAGGAGAAAAGAGUUCUGAAAGAAAUGUCCAAGAUAAGAGAGCUAUUUUCCAAUACAAGAAAAACCUUGAGUGCUUAUGAUAGGAAGAAAUAUGUGUGAAAGCUUCUUUACUGUUUUAUGCUUGGCUAUGACGUUGAUUUCGGACAUAUGGAAGCAAUAAACAUGAUCUGCUCUCCAAGAUACAGUGAAAAGUUCACUGGCUACAUGGCUGCCUCUCUCCUUUUGCAUGCCAAUUCUCCAUAUCUUGAACAAGUUGUCAACGCUAUUAGAAAUGAUAUAGUUUCUUAUGAUAUAGCUCACCAGUCCCUCGCAUUAUCUACUGUAGCAAACCUAGGCGGACAGCUGCUUACAGCUGAGCUUUCACAAGAUGUAAUUCGUAUUAUCAGAGGAGAAGGCUUUGGGCUUGACUUCGAAGUUAACAAAAAGGCACUUACUUGCUUAACAAGGCUAUAUAAACAAGAUAAAACCAUUAUAAAUCCGGCAGAAUGGGGUGGGAAGAUAUCUGAUUUGAUGGAUACAAGGUCAGUUGGGAUGCUUUUGGCAACAAGCAGCUUAUUAUUGGAAAUGAUGAGGCAAAAUGGCUAUGAAAAUUUUAUAUCAUGCUUUACUAAAAUUCUCCAGCAUCUUUAUAGACUUGUGAUGCUUAAAGAAGUUUCUGCUGAUUAUCUAUACUAUCAAACCCCUUGUCCGUGGCUCCAAAUAAAGCUUCUCAAGCUUUUACAGAUGUUCCCUUACCCAACAGAGCCAAGAAUUUGUUCAGAUAUCAACGAAGUUCUAGAAAAAAUUACUUCACAGACCGAAGUCACCAAAAAUGUGAAUAAAAACAACACUGAUCACGGAAUCCUCUUUGAAGCCAUCAAUUUAAUGAUCCAUUAUAAAGACAAUAUCCCAGAAAGCUUAAGAACCCAAUGCUCAGCCUUGCUUGGGAGGUUUAUUUCUGUAAAAGAGCCAAAUAUCCGAUAUAUAGGACUUGAAACGAUGGCAAAGCUUGCUGAACAUCCUGAUGGCCAGUAUAUGAUAGAAAGGCACCAAAGCACUGUGAUGAUUUCUUUAAAAGACCCUGACAUUUCUAUCAGAAAAAGAGCUUUAGACGUACUUUUUGGGAUGUGUAAGCAAAGCAAUGCUAAUGAAAUCGUGGGAGAAUUAUUAGAUAGCCUUCCUGAAGCACAGUUUAAUAUAAAAGAAGAUCUAGUGCUUAAAACUGCACUAUUGGCAGAAAGAUUUGGCCAGAAUUUGAAGUGGUAUAUUGACGUAAUAAUAAGGCUAAUUACUUUUGCAGGGGAUUAUGUGUCAAAUGAUAUAUGGCACCGCGUAAUUCAAGUAGUCACUGGUUUUGGUAGCAGCAUUGAUACAGAGCUGCAAGAAUAUGCAGCCACUCAAGCGUAUAACGCUUUAAAUAACUCUCACGCCCAUGAAAAAAUGGUGAAAAUGGGCUCAUACUUGAUAAGUGAGUUCAGCCAAUACAUCGUCAACAAGCCUGACAUGAACCCUCAAGCUUUAUUUGAAAUUUUAAACAGGCAUUUCCCUGUAUGUUCAUCUGAGACCAAAUGUAUGGUCCUUACUGCUUAUAUGAAGCUCAGCCACAACUAUCCUGACCUUCUAAUGUCCGCAAUCCCAGUCUUCGAGCACCAUACUAUGCAUAUAGACCCAGACCUCCAACAAAGAGCUAUUGAGUAUUAUAACCUCUGCAAAGACACUUAUGAGGCUAUCAGAAAUGAAGUCCUAGACGUCAUGCCUACCUUUAGCGAAGACAUAAAAAACCAAAAUAUGCUUAUUAGAAGAAUGGUGCACAUGGACCACCACACAGAAGCUGCCAAAACUGAGAAACCUGUAGAAAUCAAGCCUAAUAUGGCUCCAGCUGCCCAGAUUCCUCAGCAACCCCCUAAGCCUGCAAUUGUUGAUCUUUUAGAAAUUUAG